Messenger RNA from Daldinia childiae, 2445 nucleotides. Its product is annotated as putative aggrecan core protein isoform 1 precursor protein. The record is from RefSeq and is a predicted model, not a curated record. Bases 1 to 2445 code for a protein of 814 amino acids. NCBI's taxonomy places the organism in Eukaryota, Fungi, Ascomycota, Sordariomycetes, Xylariales, Hypoxylaceae. The transcript has 2 exons.
AUGUUGUUCUUUAAGCUCUUCCUAGCGGCUCUGGCGCCUAUCAGCCUCGUCGCUGAAAGCGCACCGCAAGCAGCAUCAACAGCAGACUUGGACCUUGAUGCACUUCUUGCAAAGCACAACCUAGCUUUAGUACCUCGGUCGGAUCUGACAGACGCCCUGACAGAACUUAAUGGUUUGCUUAGAAGAAACCAGGUUCAACAACAGAAAGUUGCACUAUAUCCGCGACAGAAGAGCAACAGUACCGGUUCCGGCUCUGGUUCGAACUCUGGGUCUGGUUCCGGGUCAAGCGGCGGUCUUGAUCUUGGAGACCUUGGAGGACUCGGAGAUUUGGGCCAGAUUCUUGAAAGUCUGACGAAGCUCAUUACACAGUUGGGUGAUCUCGGAGGUUAUCUUUCGGCUAUCCAGCAACUAUUAAGCGAUGAGUUCUUGCAAGCUUUACACGAUGCUAUGGUGUACCUUGCACAAACACUCCGUCCGCCCAUUCCAAAUAUCGCUAGGAGUAUCCUCACCAAGACUGAACCGCUAAUCGACCUGCUCGGUUCCCUGGAUUUAGAGGGUAUCAUAGACGAGAUUAAGGGCAUCGACUUGAAGGGUAUACUUAGUGCGCUACAACCUCUUCUAGCCCCUGAAUCGAUCAAGGGCCUCGUUGGUCUGUUGAGUAAUACAGAAAAACUUUUGACAUCGGAGACCGUCGAGGCUCUAAAGUCAAUACUAUCAAGCGUGCAGCCACUGAUUGACCAUCUCUCGAAGAUUGACCUCGAGGGUAUACUCGAUGCCUUAUCGCCCCUUCUCACGUCAGAUUCGGUUAAGGGUAUAGUGAGCUUGUUACACAAUGCUGGAGAUCUUUUAACGUCAGAUACUGUUGAUGCGCUCAAGUCGCUACUUUCCAGUGCUCAACCACUUCUUGAUAGCCUCAAGAAUAUUGAUCUUCAAGGAUUACUCGAUGCGAUAGCCCCACUUCUAACAGCAGACUCAGUCAAGGGUAUCGUCGGUCUACUUGGCAAUGCAGAAUCUCUCCUUACCAAAGAUUUUGUUGACCAGACCAAGUCUCUGAUUUCUGGGGCCGGACCGCUCCUUGACAGCCUGAAGCAAAUCGAUCUCCAAAGCUUGAUAGAUCAAAUCUCUCCAAUCCUUAACGAACUUGGUCAGCUUGACUUGAAGGGCUUGUUCGAAGCUAUCAGCCCGCUGUUGACAUCAGACUCCAUCAAGGGUAUCAUAGGGUUGCUUGGAAAUGCCGAGAAUCUGCUGACUGGCGAAUUCGUCGACCAGACCAAAUCUCUGAUCGCAGGAGCAGGGCCUUUACUUUCGAGCCUGGGCGAUAUCGACCUGAAAGGUCUGCUCAGUCAAAUUUCGCCCUUACUCGAUAGCCUGAGCAAGAUUGAUCUCCAAAGUCUACUUUCGGCCGUAGAGCCCUUAUUGACGCCUGACUCGGUGAAGGGUAUCGUUGGGUUAUUAGGCAAUGCCGAGGACCUGUUGACGACACAAUUCGUUGAUCAGACGAAGACGUUGAUAUCUGGUGCCGUGCCAUUAAUAUCCGCCGUCGGCAAACUCGACUUAGAGGAUCUUAUUGAGCAAGUGAAACCACUACUAGACUCUCUAAGUAAGAUUGACUUGGGUAGCUUGGUCGAAAAGAUUCAACCUAUUCUUGACGCUGUAGGCCAGAUUGAUAUCGCGGGAUUAGUCAAACAAAUCACACCAAUUCUGAAUUCCCUUGGGCAGAUUGACCUAUCCGGCCUCAUAGACAAGAUACAGCCGAUACUUGAUGCUGUGGGUCAAAUCGACUUCGCAGGUCUGAUUAAACAGAUCACCCCGAUCCUGAAUUCCUUAGGCCAGAUUGAUCUAGCUGGUCUUAUCGAAAAGAUACAACCCAUCUUGGAUUCUUUAGGUCAAAUUGAUUUCGCAGGGUUAAUCAAACAAGUAGCCCCUAUUAUAACCGCAUUAGGCGACAUUGAUAUAAAGGGCAUCUUCGACGCUGUCUCCCCUCUACUUACACCGUCCUCUGUCGACGGUCUUGUAGGUCUUGUCGAUAAUGCCGAGUCACUCCUAACGAAGGAAUUCGUUAACGAAACUCAUACCAUCAUUGACGGUGCAGCGCCGUUGGUUGGGGCUCUAGGAAAAAUUGAUAUCGGAGGUCUCUUAGACCAAGUCAAGCCACUUCUUAGCUCAUUAGGUCAAAUCGACCUGGCUGGUCUCAUUAAGGCUGUCAAGCCUCUCCUCGGAACUCUGAGCCAGAUCGAUAUCCAAGGGAUUGUCGAGCAAGUCACGCCGUUAAUUACGCCAGCCUCUGUGAAGGGAAUAAUAACUCUACUCGGGAAUGCGGAGAGUUUAUUGUCCGCUGCAUUUGUCUCACAAACGACCGAGUUGAUAGGCGAUGCUACACCCAUCGUAGCGACGUUAUCAGAUUUCGUCAACGCCAUUCUUCAGGCAUUGCUUGGGAAUUCAUGA